Molecule: messenger RNA, 1952 nt
Organism: Aspergillus welwitschiae
Lineage: Eukaryota; Fungi; Ascomycota; Eurotiomycetes; Eurotiales; Aspergillaceae
Product: putative cyclin
Exons: 1
Coding region: 27-1550 (507 amino acids)
Biological process (GO): regulation of transcription by RNA polymerase II; positive regulation of DNA-templated transcription, elongation
Cellular component (GO): cyclin/CDK positive transcription elongation factor complex; nucleus
Molecular function (GO): cyclin-dependent protein serine/threonine kinase activator activity
Source: RefSeq, a predicted model, not a curated record
CGCGAACGCCAUCGCAGCUAGAUGGCAUGGCUUUGGAGGCCGAGCAUAUGAGCCGCAGCAAAGGUGUCAAUUUUAUAAACCAGGUAGGAAUCAUGCUGAAGCUACCGCAACUUACGCUCGCGACGGCCGCCGUUUAUUUGCACCGGUUCUAUAUGCGACACAGUAUGGUCGACUUGCCGCAACGACCGGGCAUUCAUCCCUACACGACAGCCGCAGCGGCUCUGUUUCUGGCUACAAAGGUGGAGGAGAAUGUACGGCGGAUGAAAGAGUUGGUGGUAGCAUGCUGCCGGGUGGGACAGAAGCAGCCAAACAUGGUGGUGGAUGAACAGUCUAAGGAAUUUUGGCGCUGGCGCGAUACCAUUCUGGUGCACGAAGACGUUCUAUUGGAAGCGCUGUGUUUCGAUCUACAGCUUGAGCAACCGUAUCGCAUCCUCUAUGACUUCAUCUGCUUCUUCCGCAUGCAAGACAACAAGCCGCUCCGUAACGUCGCAUGGGCCUUCGUCAACGACUCCGGAUACACGGUGCUAUGCCUGCAGUUUACCGCCCGCAUCAUUGCGGCCGCCGCACUAUACGCGGCGGCCCAGCACUGUGACAUUGGGUUUGAAGACGAUGUGCUGGGCCGGCCGUGGUGGGAACAGCUUGAGGUGGACUUGACCCAGGUGCGUCGCGCGUGUAUGCGCAUGGCAAAGCUGUAUGAAAACAACGCCGCGCAUCGGAACGGCCUGUACUACUUGACCAACCCCAUCAGCACAGACGAGGGUACUGAGAAGACCAGGAUCCCGCGCGUGGAUGGCCCGGCCGACAACACGAUGCGUCCGAUCGAUUCCGGGCGUGAGGCGGACGCCGUCAACGGUCGGAAGCGCUCGCGGGACCCCGACGAUGAGACGAAGCCUCCACGCCCUUUGGCCGACUCGAUGCCCCCGUCAGAGGCAGGGCCAGCGACGCCGAACGGGGCUCCAUCCCCAAAACGACCCCGGAGGGACUCAUUAGGAGCAUCGACUGACCGAGUCCCGUCGUCGCGUAUUCCCAAGGCGCCUCUCCCCAGCGGCGGACCGGCCUUUUCCCACGACCGCCCUUCUGCGAACGGGCACGCUCCCCCGGCACCUCAUUCGCACCCGUACCCUGCGACUAGACAUCCACAUCCCUUACCACCGCCUCCCCGGCCUUACCCUCGACGGGACAGCAGCAGUCGGCCCGGGGGUGGGCCUCCGGGGCUGCCUGUCGAUCCGAUUCAGCAACGGAUCGACGAGAUCGUGCAACAGAACAUGCCCUCUCAGAGUGGUGGGCCCGGCAGGGUGGAGCGACGGCCUCAGGAACGGCAUCGGGGCGAUUGGGAGGCCGAAGCUGACUCAGGGCGACGACGACGACCGUCCAUGUCCACAGGAGGCCUGCCACCGUCGCAGGAGGAUGCUCAUCCACAUCCACCACCUCAGCAUCUCCCGCCGCCGCCACCCCCGGAAGAGGAACCCCGUCCGCCGUCGCAGCCUGAGCCGCCUCAGGCCCCGGAACCGGAGGACGAGGGAGGUGGCAGCGAAGAGGGCGAGCUAUGAGGGUUUCACCUUUGAAUGGGGAGACGAACGAGUCCAUUCAUGAAUGAUGGACCUGACACCUACAUACAUAACUAUUUCGGCCGAAGGCGUCGGAAGGUCCACCCGACACAUUCCUCAUUACCCUCCGAUGGGGUCUGGGAAGCCGAGCGAAUCUGCAAGGGCGCGCACCCCCACAGAGUGUGAGAGACACACGGAGACAAGCACACGGAGAGAGACUAGUGGACGGUGAUGAAAUGAAACAAUGGCACAGAUGGGGAAUUAUAAGGAGGAAGAAUUGAGCCCCGAAGAAACACGCCAGAUCUGUAGUUAAUCUAUAUCUUCUACUGUUGAAUUUAGAGCGAUCAUCAUGGACAGAAGCCCUUGAUCACAAUUUCCAUCUCCGCAGGGGCUGCAGGACUGAAC